AUGGCGGCGUACGUGGGACGAUUUGGAUAUGUUUCUCACUAUGUUUUUUAUUUAGUUUUGUGCCUCGAACUGUUAAUCAGUUAUGGAUUGGGCUCAGAUUUGCCAUGUGCCCAGAACUGUACAUGCAGUGGAGAUUCAGUGGACUGCAGCAAUCGGGAGCUGACAGCUACACCGCUGGACCUUCCAGCCAGGACAGUUUCCUUAAAUCUUGGCUACAACAAGCUGACCGCCGUCGAUGCAGAAGUCUUCACCAACCUCCCCAACUUGCGAGAGCUGCGGCUGGACCACAAUGAACUGACCUCCAUACCAGAUUUAGGACAGGCUGCCUCCAAGAUCGUAUCGCUCUACCUACAUCAUAACAAGAUCCGCAGCAUUGAUGGCAGGCGGACCAGAGAGCUGGUGUCUGUGGAAACCCUGGACCUCAGCAACAAUGACAUCACCGAGCUUCGAGGUCACUGCUUCCCUGCAGGCCUCCAAAUCAAAGACCUCUACCUGAGCAACAACAAGAUCAGUGUGCUGGAGCUUGGAUCGCUGGAUCAUCUGGGCUCGACUCUACAGGUGCUCAGACUCAGCCGAAACCGCAUCAGCCAGGUCCCCGUGAGAGCCUUCCAGCUCCCAAGGCUCACCCAGCUUGAGUUAAACAGGAACCGCAUCCGUCAGGUGGAGGGUCUGACCUUCCAGGGUCUGUCCAGCUUGGAGGUGCUCAAGCUGCAGAGGAACAACAUCAGCAAGUUGACCGAUGGAGCCUUUUAUGACCUGGCCAAGAUGAAAGUCCUUCACUUGGACUACAACAGCCUGACGGAGGUUAACAGUGGCUCCCUGUACGGGCUCACUUCCCUUCAGCAACUAUUUCUCAGUAACAACUCCAUAGCCCGCAUCAAUCCUGACGGAUGGAAGUUCUGCCAGAAACUUAGGGAACUGAAUCUGUCGUACAAUAACUUGACUCGUCUAGACGAGGGCAGUCUGGCUGUGCUGGGAGAUCUCCACACCCUCCGUCUGGGCCACAACUCCAUCAGCCACAUCACUGAGGGUGCCUUCAGGGGCCUCAGGGCCUUGCGCAUCUUGGAGCUGGACCAUAAUGACAUCUCAGGCACAAUAGAGGACACCAAUGGGGCCUUCUCUGGACUGGACAGCCUCAACAAGCUGACUCUGUUUGGAAACAAGAUCAAGUCGGUGGCCAAGAAAGCCUUCUCUGGCCUGGAGACCCUGGAGCACCUCAACCUGGGAGAGAAUGCCAUUCGUUCCAUCCAACCUGAGGUCUUUAGCAAGAUGAGGAACCUCAAAAGCCUCCUCAUCCAGAGUGACAGUUUCCUGUGUGACUGCCAGCUCCAGUGGAUGCCGGAGUGGUUGGUGACCCGUGGAUUGCAGACUCGUGUUGAUGCCACCUGUGCCCACCCAGAGAGCCUCAAGGGCACCAGCAUCUUCCAAGCUCCCUCUGAGAGCUUUGUUUGUGAUGACCUUCCAAAGCCGCAGAUCACCGUCCAGCCGGAGACCACGGUGACGGUGCUGGGCAGCGACGUGCAGCUCAAGUGCACGGCGGCCAGCAGCAGCUCGUCCCCCAUGACGUUCGCCUGGCGCAAGGACCAGGAACUGUUGCGGCACGCCGAGACCGAGAACUACGCCCACGUGCGCGCCCACCAUCACGGCAGCGUGUCCGAGGCGCCAGGCACGGGCGUGAUGGAGUACACCACCAUCUUGCACCUGCGCCAUGUCACCUUUGCGCACGAGGGACGCUACCAGUGCAUCAUUACCAACCACUUUGGCUCCUCCUACUCCAGCAAGGCCCGCCUCACUGUCAACGUUCUCCCAUCCUUCGUGAAGACCCCCAGGGACAGCACCAUCCGGACGGGCCACACAGCCAGGCUGGAGUGCGCCGCCGAGGGCCACCCGGCCCCACAGAUCGCCUGGCAGAAGGACGGAGGCACGGACUUCCCCGCUGCCCGCGAGCGCCGAAUGCACGUCAUGCCUGAUGACGAUGUGUUCUUCAUCAUGGACGUCAAGCCAGAGGACAUGGGCGUGUACAGCUGCACUGCCAAGAACACUGCAGGCACCGUCUCUGCCAACGCCACCCUCACCGUGCUGGAAACACCACACCUGGCUCAGGACCUGGAGGACCGCAGUGUGGUGGUAGGAGACACGGUGGCCCUGCAGUGCAAGGCCCUGGGCAGCCCCCCGCCUCGCAUCACCUGGCUCCGCAACGACCAGCCCCUGCGCCCGUCCGACAAACACCACUUCACCCCUGGGAACCAGCUGCUGGUCAUCGGCUCUGCCACGCUGGAGGACGCCGGCCGCUACACCUGCCUGAUGUCCAACACUCUGGGCACGGAGCGAGCACACAGCCAGCUGGUGGUGACCCAGCGCCUGAGCCUAUGCAACCCGCAGCCGGGCCCCAGCACGGUCACCAUAGGGAUCAUAGUCAUCGCUGUGGUGACCAGCAUUGUGGUGACUUCACUGGUGUGGGUGUGCAUCAUCUACCAGACCAGGAAGAAGAGCGAGGAGUGCAGUGUCACCAACACAGAUGAGACGAUUGUUCCCCCUGAUGUUCCCAGCUACCUCUCCUCCCAGGGCACGCUGUCUGAGAGGCAGGAUGUGUGCAUCCGGGUAGACACAAGUGGUGGACCCCAGCCCAACGGACACAUAGACACUACAGGUUUUGAUGGUGCGGUGGUGUGUACGGACUGCAUGGAGAACGGCAACAACUACUCCAAAGACCCUGACUACCUGUCACACAGUUUUGGUCCUGCUGUGGGCUUGGAGUACCAGCAGCACUCCCUCCCCCAGCCAAACUCUCACCCUCACCUAGGGGAGCACCUUGACACAGCACCCCACACGGCCCCGCUGUGCAACGGGACCCCCAACGGGAUCCAAAGGGACAUUCAAGGAUCUACAUUUCCCAACAAUCAUGACACGUCACAACAGAGCCACCGGGAUAGAAAAGGUUCGUCAGUGAACAGAACAGGAAAGAUGUCGGUGUGCUCACCCUCGCAAGAAGACUCCUUCCACAAACCGGUGAAGCUGGCUGGGGUGACGCACCACGGCCUCGACAGUGACUGUGAGCCAGAGCUCAGGCAGACUCUGCUGUCCAAUGGACACACUCUCAGAGCCUCUCAGAAUGAGAGCGCCCCCCUAAGGAGAGCGAGUGAUUAGCUGCCCCCCAAUCCCCAAUACAAACCCAAAAUGUGGACUCGCUGAGUGGAGUUUCUUUGCACUGGGAAAUGAACUGCUACCUCAGAUUGAGGCGAAUGGCCCUGACCGCCCCCCCUGGCUUUGGACCUAAAGGGGGUGCUGGGAGAAGGGGAAAAGGCAGGGGGCAUCCGGAGUUUGAAGGCGGAGCUUGUGUGGGUGGCGUCCCAUCUGAGCGUAUCAGCUGUACAUAGUUAAAACCUUCCCUUGGGAGGUGACCAAUCAAAAUUCUAGCUCCAAAUAAUGUGACUUGCAUUUGAAGCAUGCAGUUGUAGGGAAUUUUGUACAGUAUGUGCAGUGUGUGCAGGGGGGGAAAGAAAUAUACCUUUGAACAUUUGACUGUACAUAAGAGUUGUCUUAUAUAUUAUAUAUUAUAUAACUUUUACAAAAGAGUAUUUGAAUUUAUUAUGUGCAUGACAAAGAAAGGAGUGAUGGUAUUUUUUUUUUUUUUUUCAAAAAA
This is a messenger RNA of Myripristis murdjan (pinecone soldierfish), 3643 nucleotides long. It is a transcript of the gene lrig1, whose product is annotated as leucine-rich repeats and immunoglobulin-like domains 1. Gene Ontology annotation, molecular function: protein binding. Bases 1 to 3147 code for a protein of 1048 amino acids. The transcript has 18 exons. NCBI's taxonomy places the organism in Eukaryota, Metazoa, Chordata, Actinopteri, Holocentriformes, Holocentridae. The record is from RefSeq and is a predicted model, not a curated record.